UUGAGGUUUGAUUGAUGGACUGUAGGCGGAAGCUACAUAGUGUAAACUUUGUACGCUGCUCGUAAAGGGCUAGUUUUGGAGGUUUAGUUUUGCGGUUUACAAGCGAACUAAAUUCUGGCCUUAAAUAAACUCCAUUUACCAGGCGGAAGACACGGGUUUAGUCCGAGUCGUCAGUUGAGUUGCGCUAAUGUUUCUAAGCCUAGUAUAUGUAUGGUAAGUUUAGUCGAAGGUGACGCGAACUGAUCUGGGAUCUGCUGUAAUUAAUCCACAUCUGCUGCACACUGUUGUAGUGCUGUUAGCAGGUCAGUGUGUCAGGGAUGUUAGGGGGAAACGGGGCUGCCAGGGCUGCUGGACGCUUGACUCCUCUACAGGUGAGCAGCACAUCUGGGGCUUUAGGGGCAGUAAACUCUGCCAUAAACCUGCCCGACGGGGGCCGAUAUGAAGACAGGCCGUCCGAUCAUCAGGCUGUGCUGCUGAGCGCCUCUGACGGAGACUCGGACUCUGGGGAUGAAGAAGAGAGCUCAGUGGCGGACAGGAGAGGAGUGAAGCGGGAGAGGAGUGAGAUGGAGGUCGGGGGAUCGUCUGCUGGUGGAGAUCUGUCCGCUGGGUAUGAAGGAGUGUCCGGCGGGGCGGCUGGAGCAAAACCAGGCAAGAAAACGCGAGGACGGGUGAAAAUUAAGAUGGAGUUUAUUGACAACAAGCUGAGGAGAUACACGACCUUCAGCAAGAGGAAGACUGGCAUCAUGAAGAAGGCAUAUGAACUGUCCACCUUAACGGGAACGCAAGUUUUGCUCUUGGUUGCCAGCGAGACGGGCCACGUCUAUACGUUUGCCACACGGAAGCUUCAGCCCAUGAUUACCAGCGAGACGGGUAAGGCCCUCAUCCAGACCUGCCUAAACUCUCCUGAUUCACCACCCCGCACUGACCCAUCAAUAGACCAGCGGAUGAGUGCCACAGGAUUUGAGGAGACAGACCUCACCUACCAGGUGUCAGAGACGGAUGGUCUCCCAGAGCCAAAGGAAUUGAUGAAACCUACAUAUACUCCUGCCAGUUUACCUGGAGCCACCAGCACCAGCAGCACCACCACACAGUCAUCGGCCUCUUCCUCUCCCUCCUCAUCUACAGUUGCCAUGCAGACUCAGAACAGUGCCACCUGCUGGCCGGUGACUGCAGGGAUGAAUGCUCAGAGCCUCUCCAGUGCAAACGGCACAGUGCUCAAAGCCACGGCCAGUUCACCCGCUGGAGUCAUGCAGCUGCCUGGAUUCACGCUCAUGCCUGGCGCUUCGCUUCCGCCUGGCACACACACGUUCCCUCUCAGUCAGCUGCAGACACACUCUCUGGCCAUACAGUGUCCACAGACGCAAAACACCUACACCAUGGCUAGCACCACUGCCGCCGUUGCUGUCUCUACUCACACGCAACCUGCCACACAGACCACGCUCUUCCGCCUGCCGGCUGCUGUCUUGCUUACAGGUAGUGCAAUGCCUCAACAGUUACAAGCCAUCCAUGUUCAUCCCAGUCCUCAAAGUGGUGACAGCAGCCCAGAGAUCAGCCAGACCUCGACCACAUCCACUGCAAGUCACACCGCUACUAUAGUCACUUCCUCAGUGCCUUCUUCAGUGGCAGGUCACAUGAUGUACCCUGGAGCACAUGCAGCUGUCAUGUAUGCUGCAUCCACCCCUGGACUCACUGAUGGGAGUCUAACUGUGCUGAAUACCUUCCCACAAGCACCCACUGCGAUGCAUGUGUCCCACACGCCAGGCCAAGACUCAGGUGCAGUUCCUCAGAUGUUUCUCACAGGACCUCCUGGAACUGUACAGAUCCCAGUCUCAGCUGUUCCGCUACAUUCGAUGUUAAUAAAUCAGCAGCCUCCUGGUAGUAGUGGUGCUACCCUCACAGAGCUGCGAGUGGUUAAUUUGGACAAUCCCAAAGGAGACUGACCCAUAAACAUGUGGCCAGUGUGAGCUUUCCCUCACACUGAUUUUCCAGGGAUCACCCAUGCCAUGCAAUCAAACUGCCAUUUUAUAUUUAUUACUGCCUUCUCGCUGCAUUGUUUCAUUAACCCAUACCAUGCGUCAAUUAUGAGAGGUGUGAUGGGACAUGUGAGAGAUGAUUGUCUCCUUGUGGACUUGUUUUGGUGUGUAGUGUGAUAAUGGAUCAUAUUUUUGUAUGUGUAUACACACACACGCAUCUAUAUUUCAGGAUGAUAUAGAGAGGUCUGCACUAUACCUUUUGCCCAAAGACUCACAUAUUAAAGGGUGGACAGGGGUAUUUGAUUGUUCAAUUCAGUUGAAAUUAAUUUGUGUUCAAACCUGUUUACCACACCCUUGAUAUCAUUUUUUUUUUAAGAACUGUAUCUUCACUUCCACAUAUUUUGGGAUUAUUUUUAAGAUCAGUGAAUUUUGAGAUACAAAUAUUUUGAUUCUUUAAAGAACUGGUGUUUUGAAGCUAGCUGGCUGUGACUCUUUUGCAUUUUUGUGGCAGUUAAGUGUAACUUAAAGGAAUAGUUUCCCUAAAAAUGGAAAUUCUGUCAUUAUUUAAUUUUGUUGACUUUUCGUAUGAAAACCAAAUUACUUUCUAUCUUUGGAACACAAAAGGGGAUGCUUGUAUAGCUCUUUUAUAUAAAAUGAAAAUGAACGAGGACUGGGGCUGUCAAACUCUAAAAUAGCAAAUAAGCACCAUGUCCUCUUGCACUACCAUCAAUACUCACUUGGGGCUAUGGUUUGAAUACCGCUAUAGUAUGUGUUUCUUUUCAAGGUUAAAAAAAGAAGUGAUUUUGCCCUCAUCCUUCUUUAUGGUCUUUGUUACUCAAUUAUUUGUUAUACCUAAACAUGAUCAGGUCAUUUACAUGUGCUGCUAUAAUUAAAUCAGAUUGGGUUUAGAAGGCUUCCAUAUUGUAAAACUAUUGAAACAAGACCACUUGUCAUUCCAUGUCUAUGCUGUGCCAAACUAUACUGUAUGUUCAUUGUGAGACUGAAUGUACUUUUUCUGCUCAAAGACAUCACACAACACAUGCUUUAGCCACUUUCUCAAUGCUGUAACAGAAAAACACUGACUUGAAUUUGCACUGCAUGACAAUGUACCUAAAGUAAAAAAUGUGGUACUGCGCAAUCAGGUGAUUCUCACAAAACCUGUAAAAAAAAAUGUCCUGGUCCUAUUUUACUCCAAAAUCAUAAGAAACAAAUAAGAAGUUACAUUUUGCCUCCGAUUCUCUUCAUGAGAAUGUCGUUAUGAUUUUUACAUUACCGCAUCAUAAUGCAAUGCAAAAAAGACAUGAUAUUAUUAUAACCUCAAUGUGAAAAAGAUCAUUACCACAAUGAAAAAAAGACAGUUAUGAUAUUCUCAUUACCACAAUGCAAAAAAGAUGGUCAUUAUAAUAUUAUCAUUACCAGAAUGCAAAAAGAUUGUCAUUAUAAUAUUCUCAUUACCGCAAUGUGAAAAAGAUGGUCGUUUUAAAAUUCGAAUUACCACAAUGCGAAAAUGACGGUCAUUAUAAUAUUCUCAUUACCGCAAUGUGAAAAUGUCGGUCAUUAUGAUAUUCUCAUUACCACAAUGCAAAAAAGAUGGUCAUUAUAAUAUUCUCAUUACCGCAAUGCGAAAAAGAUGAUUAUCGUAAUAUUUUCAUUACCGCAAUGCGAAAAAGAUGGUCAUUAUGAUAUUCUCAUUACCGCAAUGCGAAAAUGGUCAUUAUAAUAUUCUCAUUACCCCAAUGAAAAAAAAGACAAUUAUGAUAUUCUCAUUACCACAAUGCAAAAAGAUGGUCAUUAUAAUAUUCUCAUUACCAGAAUGGAAAAAGAUUGUCAUUAUAAUAUUCUCAUUACCGCAAUGUGAAAAAGAUGGUCGUUUUAAAAAUCGAAUUACCACAAUGCGAAAAUGAUGGUCAUUAUAAUAUUCUCAUUACCGCAAUGUGAAAAUGUCGGUCAUUAUGAUAUUCUCAUUACCACAAUGCAAAAAAGAUGGUCAUUAUAAUAUUCUCAUUACUGCAAUGCGAAAAUGACAGUUAUGAUAUUCUCAUUACCGCAAUGCGAAAAAGACAGUUAUUAUGAUAUUCUCAUUACCACAAUGUGAAAACGAUGGUCAAUAUAAUAUUCUCAUUACCGCAAUGUGAAAAAGAUUGUCAUUAUAAUUUUCUCAGCACUGCAGUGCGGAAAAGGUGGUCGUUAUAAUAUUCUUAUUACCGCAACUUUGAAAAAAAAAAAAAGAUACUGUAUAUAAAUAAUUUACAUUUAUGUAUUAUUUAUAUAUUUAAUCAUAUAUAAAUAAUUUACAUUUAUGUAUUAUUAAAAUAAUUUAAUCAUCUCUUGGUAGUGCCUUUUUUAAAAAUCAUUGUACAACAGGACUUUUUUACUGUAAUACAGUAAAGAAAAUUAUGUGUUAAGGUUAUGAUUUUAAAAAAUGGGAAUAGUAAAAAUAAAACGUCUGAAAGCCUUAAAUGUGCUUAAAUGUCCUAACAAAUUUCACAAUGCAAAAUAUCUCAAUGGUCCAAAAUGUAGACUUCAUUUGCUUUAUGCAAAAUAUCAUUUCUUAUUUGUUUCUUUUGAUUUGGGGUUAAAUCUGAGCAGGACAUUUUCUUGACAGUUUCGUGAGAAUCAUCCAGUCACUGGUCAAUAAGUGGAUGCUGAUUUUUCAGUUAGCUCUUAGUCAAGCUGGUAUGUUCUGUGGUUCUUCAUGUCAUAUUUAGUUUACUGAAAUAUUAACAAAAAUGAUCUGUAUCUGGUACUGAAUGGAUUGAGAAUUGCAUGUUAUUUUUACUUCUUAUAUAACUCGAAAUAUUAAAAAAUAAAUCAAAUACAGUUAAUUUUUUCUGUAAAUGCCAACACCUUUAACACGCACCCACAUAUUUUUGUAACGGUUAGUGUCUUGUCAUUUUUUAAAUUUCUAUCACCUUACCCGUAAUUAUGUAAACUAGUGUUUGAUUUUCAAAGAAAUGUUUAAUUUGGAUUUCUCAAGAGACAUCCGAAGGGCUGUACAUUUCACCAGUGUCUGCUUGUAUAUAUGUUUGAUUUGAUUUUUCUUCACAGAUGUUCGUGCAGAGGUACAAACCAACAGAACUAUGAAGAGAACUCGUUGAGAUCUUUGCGUCCACGGGUCUAUUCUUCAAUGGCAUAUACCACAUUCAUACAGCAAGUUUUUGACAAAAUAGACCAUUAAGCCUUGUUUUUUCAUACUGUUAAAUGUAUUUAAAUGGACCACUGCGAUACUGAGAGUGUCAAGAAUACUGUUUUUUUAUUCGUUUGUGGACCUGAGGUUGACAUAUUGUUGAUUUCAGUGGUUUGAAGAAAGAAAAAACAUAGUUGUGAUAUCAGAUUGUGUGGGAUUUAUGAAGCAGCCAGAACAAAAGUAUGUUAUUGUUUUAUUCAGUAUUAAUACAUUUUAAAUUCAGGGUAAGAAUUUCUUUUUUUUAUUUUAUUUUAUUUUUUUACUUUUAUGUUCUACUCGGGUGAAUCUCACAAAACUUGUCAAGAACAUAUCUGGGUCAUAUUUCACCCGAAAUUGAAACAAUUUGAAAAAAUAUUUUGUUUAAAGAAAAUUGAGCGCAUUUAAGGACCAUUAAGAUUUUGAAAUUGAGACAUUUUUUGACAAGUCAGGGUGCCAAUUUUCAUUACCGUAUUGGGGUAAAAGAAAAAAUAAGGAUGUACUGUAUUGUUUAAAAUGUCAAGUAUGUAUGUGACCUGGUUUGGUGAGAUUCACCUUUGUAUGUCUAAAUUGAAAGUAUUUUUAAGAGCUGUAAUAGUGUGGAAUUGUGUAAACACAAGAAGAAAGUGUUGAAUGUACCAUAUACGGGCCUUAUUGUUCAUAAUCAGAUUUUUUUUUACAAUAUGCAAGUAGCUCAUAUGGCUGCGAAUUAAAAUGUGUCUGCACCCUGGAGAUAUUCAGUGGACUGUAUAUAUAUUAGUUUUACCAUGAAGCACAGACAUAUGUCAGUGCCCCCCCCCCCCCCCAAUUUAGUUCAGUGUAACCAUAGUUUUGAAUGAAAUGUUCACUUCGUUGGUUAUGUUCUUUGUACAUAAUGUUAAUUAUAUGCUAUGGUGCCAUUUUACCAAGAGUUUAGUUUUUGUUUGUUUGCAUUUGUAUUUUAUGCUAGGAAAGCCUUGUUGUUAAUUUGAUUAAAAUGUAGUUGACAUUACAAAAAAUGAAAUGAAACUAUUUUUAACCAAUAAUUCACACUUGUUAUGUAAGAAAUACUGUGUGUCAGGCUUUCUUUUAUAAUAAAAUAA
Molecule: messenger RNA, 6218 nt
Organism: Myxocyprinus asiaticus (Chinese sucker)
Lineage: Eukaryota; Metazoa; Chordata; Actinopteri; Cypriniformes; Catostomidae
Product: serum response factor-like
Exons: 8
Coding region: 318-1940 (540 amino acids)
Biological process (GO): positive regulation of transcription by RNA polymerase II
Molecular function (GO): DNA-binding transcription factor activity, RNA polymerase II-specific; protein dimerization activity; serum response element binding
Source: RefSeq, a predicted model, not a curated record